AUGGAUAUGACAUCCCUUUCCUCAACCCUCCCGGGGAAUAACCCAAACUCUUCGUCCUCUUCUCGUCGCCCCCAGAACCCCUCGAAACAGCAUUCCCCAGACAUCGCCGAUGACAGCCAGAACAUCAUAGAAGCAUUUCAGUCUGCCGCUCGGUCGGUAACACAUCUCUACCGAAGCUCCGCUGCUUUGAUUAGAAGCUCCCGGACUGAUGGAUAUACUGAUGCUCUCUCCGACGUCCUCGAGGCCAUCGAUAAUGAGUCAGCUUACAACGAUCCUUCGCUCGCACUAUCUAGAAUAAGAGACUGGGUGAUCGAUAGAAGGCACGAAAUGAAAGGGGGCGUUGCCAACGGAAAUACAACAGGACGGAGCGAAUCGAUGCCCCCCCAACAGCAACGGGAAAUGAGCACAGAAUCAGAGAUGGAUGAUGGAGCCAACAACAAUGGUAAUGGCAAAGAGGAAGAACAACAAAAAAGGGAGGACACAAGAGAAGACGUAGCCCACCCGGAUCUACAACAUCAGCAGCAUUUCCAGAUGAAUGUUCAAUCGAUACCUCAAUUUUCGUUUCAGCCGUUGAACCCGCUUCCUCAGUACCCCUCACAAACUCCAGACGUUGUUGAACCAUUACAGUCACCUGGAGUUGACGGCAUAUUCAUGUUCAAUUCCCCGGUAAUGACACAGCAAAUGAUGCCGAACGGAAGAACAUCAGGUGCAGGAAACAAAGUACCCCUAGCGCCCCGGAGUAACAACGCCGGACUGGGUAUUGGGGCGGGAACAAAGAGAAGAAACCAGUCAGUAGAUUUCUUCGAUAUCGGUGGAUUUGGAAACUUCGGAAUGAACGGUACACCCGGACGGGAUUUUGGAAAUUGGGGGAGUGGCGGUGGCGGCGGCGGCGGACAAGGGAAUGCUAAGAGGGGGAAAUUUGUGUGA
Messenger RNA from Orbilia oligospora ATCC 24927, 927 nucleotides. RefSeq lists its product as uncharacterized. The transcript has a single exon. The record is from RefSeq and is a predicted model, not a curated record. Lineage: Eukaryota; Fungi; Ascomycota; Orbiliomycetes; Orbiliales; Orbiliaceae. The coding region runs from base 1 to 927 and encodes 308 amino acids.